CAAUGACUCCACCACCUCCCUGAGCAGCCAAUUCCAACACCUCACCACUCUUUCCGAGAAGAAAUUUUUCCUAGCAUCCAAUCUGACCCUCCCAUUCACCCUAUUUUAGUAUUUUCAGCUAAUUUUGUCAUCAGCCAUUUCUCCAUCUGCUCAGACCCACUCUAAGUACAGACUGCAAGUCUAAAGAGCUUGUAUCGGUCAGACAGCUUCUCCAACAGAAAGUCAUAACGCAAAUUGAUGCUUAAAGCCUCAGCAUGACAAAAAAAAAGAGCUCUAUUCAUUUCCCUGUUACUGCAGUUUCCACAGUACUUAGGGAUUUCUGCCCGUGGGCACACCAGGAACGCUGCAUCAGCUCGCUGUCACAGGCUGAUGUGUUCUGUGCUAUGGAGGGGGUCUCCACACACAGCUCGAACGCAGUCCUGCAGAGGACAAGGUGAGCCUUUCCUUGUGUUGCCCAGCGCAACAGGGAAGUUUCUCUAAGAUACUCGGAGGGCGGUGUGGCACAGCUGCCCAGAGAAGCUGUGGAUGCCCCAUCCCUGGAGGCGCUCGAGGCCGGCUUGGUUGGGGCGCUGGGCAGCUCCACGCGGGAACAACCCCCUCCCUCACAGCCCGCUUCCCUCAGAGCCGAGCACGGCCUUCCCCAUCCCUCCCUCCCCGCAAGGCUCCCGGCCGCGCCGCCCCGCCCAGGAAGCGCCCUUUGCCCGCGGAGCAGGAAGCGUGGCGGCGCCGGGCGGCAGCGGGCGCCCUGCAGCUUCGUGCCUUGGUGCCCGGGGUGACCAUGCAAAGAACGCUCAGACAGCGACAGCACUUCAGGAGCAGACUGCAGGACCCCAAGGAGCCUGAGAGAUGGAGCUCUACACUGGGAUGAUUCCUACAGCCUCCACAAUCCGACGCAGCCACAGGACAACUAUGGAGGAGGAUUCCUGAUUGGUGAACCUGACAUAACCUGCCCAGAUGGACCAAGAAGAAGAUCAAGAUCAUGAGGCCUCAAAGGACAUGGGUGCUGAGAUCGAUCCCUUUCUGAAUCACUUUGCAAGCACAGAUCCGCAGGGCUUGUUGGCAGCAGAAUCCAUAGAAGAGGAACAGCUGGAGAACGGCGAUGGAAGUCAACGUGGUUCCACAGAGGCACGGCGAGGUGACCACAGGGAGGCAGAGGAGGCUAAGCUGCCUUGCUCUGCUAUCAGCCUGGUGAAAAGACAAGAGAGAAGGGUGGCAGCCCCACGGCGAGCUCCUCGUGCAGAGCAACCCACCAUCUGCUCUGAGUGUGGCAAGGGCUUCAGCCGGAGCAUCCACCUCAUCCAGCACCAGCGAAUGCACACUGGGGAGCGCCCGUUCCUGUGUGGGGAGUGUGGCAAGGGCUUCAGCCAGAGCUCCCACCUCAUCCAGCAUCGGCGGGUCCAUACUGGCCAGAAACCUUAUACCUGUGCAGAGUGUGGAAAGAGCUUCAGCCAGAGUUCCAACCUCCUGAAGCACCAGCGCAUCCACACUGGGCUCAAACCAUACAUGUGCAGCGAGUGUGGGAAGAUCUUCAGCGACAGCUCCACCUGCAUCAAACACCAGCGUAUGCACACAGGCGAGCGGCCCUACAAGUGCUCAGCCUGUGGGAAAAGCUUCAGCCAGCACUCCCAUCUCCUCCAGCACCAGCAGGCCCACAGCGGUGUCCGGCCUUACUCUUGUGGUCAGUGUGGCAAACGCUUUGGGCAGAGCUCUGACCUCAUUAACCAUGCUCGUACUCACACCGGUGAGAAGCCUUACAAAUGCAGCCAGUGUGGCCGGGGCUUCAGUGGCAACUCCAACCUCAUCAAGCACACCCGCAUCCACACGGGCGAGCAGCCGUACCACUGCGGCCAGUGCGGAGCAAGCUUUCGUUUCCAGCCCCAGCUGGUGCGCCACCAAAAGCACCAUACAGAGUAGUUGGCCACAUGGACGAUGGGCCAUGGACCUGGUGCUGUUGGAUGCUUCAUGUGGGGUGUGAACUGGGGGCAGGGAGCCCUCAGAGCCUGUGCCAUUCUGGUCUGUGAGCACUGCCUGGGCACUCAGCCUGCACUGAAUGAACUAGUGCAGGUUCACUGCGUGGGGUGGCUGUUCCCAGCCCCAUUUCUGGGGAUGAGGAAAGAAAGGUACUUACCGUAUGGUAUGUCCAAGACCAAGAGGGAGAACACAGAGACGUUCCAAGGAUCAGUGCCUUCUUUUGUUAUUCUUAGAGGGUUGUGAUUAAAAUCUGUUUUCUGUAUAAAUUGCCUGGGUUUUGCCUUUGUUGUAAAGCCAUAGCUUAGCAUGAUUGCUCCCCUCAGAAUCCACAUCUUCCACUUGGCAGUUUUCUUGGGUUUAGGUGGUGUUAGCUAUUUACUUCAAACCCCUGCAACACGGAGUUGAAUGCCUCUGAGUAUAUGUCACAGGCCCAGCCAUCCUCUGUGUGGGCCAUGUCUGUGGAACUGUAUUUCAGCUGGAUUGGAUAGCUGGUAAAUUGGCAGGUUCUCAGAUGAUGAUGCUGUUUGACAGCUUUGUCCUCAGCAGCAAUUAAGUAAAUUAACAUCCUAAUAGGUACUUCUCUCAGAUUCUUGUUUAGGCGCUUUUGUGGGUGGCACUUUAUGAAUGUUUUUAUAAGGCUUUUAAAAGUAUUUAGGAUGACUUUUUUUAAUUGUGAUUUUUAAUUGACAGUUGAUGAAAAGAAAGAGGAUGAUGUUUCAAAAUAAGCUUUGUCAAACCGAUUUUGUAUUCAGUGUUAAAUAUCUUUUCUUGCAUAAAAGUUUUUAACUCUAACACGGCCUUUGAGUUGUUAAUGAUUGCGAAGAAGUGAUGUUGACAUUCAUUUCUAGAAUUCCCAUGAAUUUUUGCAGGUGGUUUUGACAUCUUCUUUAGUAAUGACUGUCUAAGGAAUAUGGGGGAGGCAGAAUUCUGAGAAAGCAGAAUGAACUGACCUCUGAAGAUAUCUUCACUUUGAGGAGGAAAAUACUACUGCUGGGAGUCUGUCCUUACAAGGAAAUUUAGCUCAAACGACUGCUUGGUACGGGGGAGGAGAGAACUGGCAGUAAUAACAAAGAUGUUAAUAUCUCUAGUGCGGAAGAACUCCCUGUAAUGAACGUAGCAAUAUAUACUGAAAUGCCUGUUCCACCCACAGAGCCAAACAGUUGAAGAAAUCAGAGUGUGCUUUAGGCAAGAAAACCAAGUGCUUGAAUCUGUUGUUCUGUAGAAUUUCUAUUUUCAGCAUUGUUUAUCAGCCUAACACUAACAGUGAGCAUCCUCAUGAAGAUUAGCUUCCAAAUAGCAGAUAUCAAUAAGAACCAAAAGAAGGUCCAGUUUGAAAAGCAUGGGAUCUUGGGGAAAGAAGCAAGCUCUGAACAGAAGCAUUGUGAUUGGAAUUACUGGCUGAGUAAUAACCCUAACCUCCAGCUGCUGUCAUGGAGGGCUCAGCUUCAUGCUCCACUGGCAGUAGAGCUGGCUUAAAUUGUUUGCUCUCACUCUGCUCCGCCCCUCACCCAAGAGCCUGAAUUAAUAAAUCUGUACUGGUUACCUGUUCAUGUGACUGUGCCGUCAGUCUCAUCCAUGAAAUGAUCCAUGUUUGUAAAAUGAAAGACAAGAGAGUUCAUUUUAAACUGUACGAGUCCGAUCCAGACCACAGUCUCACAAGCAGUAAUGUGGUACACAUCAGUGACAAGCUUGGUGUAAGAAUAGGCAGGUCAACAAGCAAAUAACACAUCAAGUAUUGCUGUUAGUUCCCAAAGAAGACAUUGUUUAGGAUGUUUGUCUCCUUGUUGCACUUUUUUUUGUUAAUGUUUCUAGAGAACUAGACCUGAAAAACCCUGACACGUUGCCUUUGUUGUUUCUGUGCUCCCCCAGCCACAUCAGGAGGACAUUGCCACAGUACAAUGAAAACUAUAGUUCAUUUUUGGUGUCCUUACUACACAUCCUGUUACCAAAAAUGUUUUGAUGCUAAAUGGAAGUUGUUAUUCUCCCUCAUAAAUUGGCUGAAAACUGCAUGUUGUGUACAUCUGUGUUAGGAGCAAAACAAUGCUGUGAACAGGACUAUUACUUCUACAUGGUAAAUUAAACAUGCCAGGGGCACAGAAACCAAAUAUUAGUAGCCUAUGUGAACUCCUUGGCACAAUCAUCUGCUUCUGUUUGUUUUUCAAAGAGCACACAGAGAACCUACUGAUGGGCAUUAUCUGUUCCCAUUGAGUCUUCAUGUUGAUCGCUCUUUUAGGCAGCUCACAGUGCUCUCUUCUUCACUUGGCCACAUCAGGCCAGGGCAUUUCACACUCUGUUCAAUAGUUAUGAAUGCUAUAGUUCAAAACGCAGAGCAUACAAUUCAGCUUCAUAUUCCUUAUCUUUGAAAGCGAGGGAGGCGUUAAGAAAGCUUCACAAUGCCACAUUUGGGCACCACAGUGUAUGAAGGACAUACAGCCCUUGGUGUAUGAAAAUGGCUGUCCACCAUGGGGUCCCCUUCUCAGCAAGGUCAGCUCUGCAGACCCUCCACCAUCAACACCUUGCCAAAUGAGCCCAGUACACUCAAGCUUGUUCUUGCUGCCAUGAUAAAUGUCCACACUUCAGGACACCGGGUGCAGCUCAGGCCUGGGCAGCCAUGA
This is a messenger RNA of Phasianus colchicus (ring-necked pheasant), 4586 nucleotides long. RefSeq lists its product as uncharacterized. Gene Ontology annotation, molecular function: DNA-binding transcription factor activity, RNA polymerase II-specific; RNA polymerase II cis-regulatory region sequence-specific DNA binding. NCBI's taxonomy places the organism in Eukaryota, Metazoa, Chordata, Aves, Galliformes, Phasianidae. The record is from RefSeq and is a predicted model, not a curated record. Gene Ontology annotation, biological process: regulation of transcription by RNA polymerase II.